AUGAAUAUUCAUACUCAGAGUCCAUGUAAAACAUCUUAAGAAGUCUCUGAUCUUUCAAAAGCUUCUGCUAAUUAAAAGAUAUAAUCCUAAAAAAUUACAGAUUUAGAAAAUACCAUAAAACAUCUUGAAUAAACAAAUAAAAAAUUAACUGAUCAACUAAAUGAUUACAAUAUUGAAAUGAAUAAAGAAAAACAAAAAUUGAAAAAUUAAUAGAGUGUCUCUACUUAAAUUCAAAAUCAAAAGGAUUAAUAAAUUCAAAAAUUGAUUGAUGAAAACUAAAAGUUAGUUAAAACAAUCAAAAAAAUAGAAACUGAUGUACGUAAACUUGAUUAAAUCAAAGAAGAAAAUAUUAAUUUAAAAUAAGUGAUUUAAGGACAAUCAUAAGAAAUUGAAGAAUUGAAAUAGAAAAUACCAAAAAAUGAAGAUAAAUUAACAUCUGAUGUAGCAUUAGGAGUAUUAGCCUCUAAAAGAAGCUAAGAAAUAUUAGUCUUAAGAAAUGAGAUUUAAGAAAUUAAAUAAAAGAAUUAAGAUCUAUAAUCUAAAUUAAAUACUAUAUUAAAAGAAAAUUAAUAAUUACAAUCAAUAAUCUAAUUCGAUAAUCCAUCAUAAAGAUUACAUUCUUAAGCCAGUUCAUCAAAAUAAUAUAAUUCCUCUGGUAAAAAGUAAGAUUAAACUAAUAAUAUUUUAAAUGAACAGAUAAAUAAAUUAUAAUCAGAAUUGAAAGAAGCAAAACACACAAUCGAGAACUUGAAAAAAUAAAAUAAUUUUAGUAAUACUCCUAUUAAUAAACCAUAUUCUAGUAUUAAUAAGAGCAAUUCAAAUGAUAAAAUAUAAAAAACUUAAUCUUUCAAUAAUGCUGAUUUUGAUAAAGAUAAAAGAUUAAGAGAUCUUGAGGAUUAAGUAAGAAAACUUGAGUUUGAAAAAUAAAACAUAGUUUAAAAUAUUAGAUUAGAAUCUGCUUAAGAUAUAAAAUAAUUAUAAGAUAAAUUAAGAGAAGAAUAUGAAGCUAAGGCACAGUUAGAUAGAGAAUAAGAAAAACCAACUCAAGAAUAAGUCAAAAAGUUAAAUUAAGAUAAUCAGAAAUUAUAAAUCAUUGUUUAAAGGUAGAAUAAAGAAAUCUAAAAUAUGGAAAAAAAAUUAACGGGUAUUUAAAUGUUUAAUUAAUUUAAUAGAAUUAUUAAUUACUUAAGAAGAUAUAUAAUAAAGUCUAUAAAAAGAGAAAUAAUUUUAAGACUAUUUAAAAUAAGAAAAGAUAAAGCUCUAAGAUUAAUUGAAAGAAAAAUAAAAGGAAAUUAAUGAACAUAAGGAGGAUAUUGUGAAAUUAGCAAAGGAAAGAUCAUAAUUAAAAGAUUUAUUGGAUAAAUCCAAAUCUGAUUCUAGAAUAAACCAAAGUCAAGCUAGUAAUAGGCCAAUAAGCUAAAAAAGUGAAAUAAGUAAAAGGUAAAAAUGAU
Paramecium pentaurelia is the source of this 1451-nucleotide messenger RNA. The record is from the annotation of a GenBank genome assembly. Lineage: Eukaryota; Ciliophora; Oligohymenophorea; Peniculida; Parameciidae.